ACUCCUUUAACUAUCAAAAAAUAAAAUAAAAAGAAAAACCCCCUUUCUUGUUUCGUACAUCUCUUUUCCCUCUUACAACCCCCUUUCACCUGAGAACAAGAAUAAUCAUCAAAUUCUUAUAAUAUAUCAAUAUAUUUAAACAACCAGAACACGCUCUUAUUAUUAUUAUUUUAUUAUUUUUUAAUAUUGAAUGUGUAUCGAUAUACAAAAGUAUAUAAUAUAAAUAUUUAAAUAUAUUUAUUUAUUUAUUUUAUUAUACAAGCAUUUUGUUCGCCUACGUCUACGCACACACUCAAACACGUACUCGCACACCCAUACAGAAAGAAUAUCAAAUGACUAGAUCUAAAUCAACCUGCAGAAAGAAGCUCCAUUCAGCACUUUCUAAUCAAUCUUUACAUCAUCUAAUGGACCCUGAUCUCGAUUACCCUGAAACCAUUAGACACAAACCAUAUUCGUUUUUAGCAAGAAAAUCCAAGAAUGUUUCACAACGGGCUACCGACCAUUUGUUUUACCAGAGUCCAAAAAACCCACUUGCAACAACAGAUAUGGAGUACCUCUUUAACUAUGCAAAUUUUCAACUCCUCCCAGAAGAAAGCAAAAUCGAACUCGUCCAACUUUUGCCAAGCGUAGACAUAUCAGAUCAACCGGAUAUCAUGGAUAUCAAUCCCUCGUUUUUCACGAGAACAGGAAAUCCUGUUUUCUGGAGUGUACUUGACGAAUGGCAGGCGAUAAUUGGAACUGAAAACAAACGGGAGAAUAUCAAUCCCAUCGAAGGACCGACCAUAGGAGUCGGAAGUGAAGUUGCGUUAGGAGGAUCUGAAGUGGUAGUAGGAGCGAGUGGAGUGACUGUAGGUGGAGUAAGAGUAGGAGGAGGAGUAGCUCCAGAGUACAAGGAAGAGGUAUUUGAGCAACAAUGGACUGAAAUCCAAGAGAAAGACAAGCCUAUCAAUGUCGCAGGGGAUUCAAAGGCAAUCACUUUAAAAGACAUGUGUCGCAAAGGUCUGAUUCGCAAAAAUGAUAAACUCAUUUAUAAGCGCAAUUUCAGUGCUUGUAAGGUGAUUGUCUCAAAAUCAAUGAAGGUUGUAGAGGCAACAGGCGACACAGGCAUAUCGAUCGAAUUGGACGGCCAACACUUUAAAGAUUUUGAAACCCCUACAGCAUUAGAGACAAAAAUCCUCGAUGAAAAUGGUGAGGUGUCCAAAGACAGGCGGCCAAAUGGAAACGCAUUCAAGAGCAUCCGACUCUUUAGAGACGGCAAUGACCUGGGUCGUUUGUUUGAUAUCCGUAAGGAUGGUUUUGGUGAUUCAGCUUAAUGUAAGAAAGCAAAUCAAAAAGCAAACCAGACAAACAUACACAAAAGCUUCUAUUUCAUUCCAUUUUAUCUCAUUUCAUUUCCAAAUGUUCAAUUUUAUUCAAUUCAAUUAUGCCUAUUCUUGAUUGUAAUUAACAAAGCAGCAGCCUAUUAUUAUUUUAGGCUGAAGAAAUCUAUUCAUUUUUCUCUCUUUAUAUUUUAUUUAUAUAUAUAUAUAUAUUACAUUAUCAUACUCUUUUACCUUUAAUAGAGAAAAUAAAAACCAAAUCUCACUCACUAAUUCACUAACUUU
Molecule: messenger RNA, 1604 nt
Organism: Phycomyces blakesleeanus NRRL 1555(-)
Lineage: Eukaryota; Fungi; Mucoromycota; Mucoromycetes; Mucorales; Phycomycetaceae
Exons: 5
Coding region: 333-1313 (326 amino acids)
Source: RefSeq, a predicted model, not a curated record